CCGGAAGUAGUUUACUCUUCCUUCACGUACAGGCUGGAGCUAAACAUGUAGUCCACGUGUCUAAAGUUUGACAUAAUCUGUUUUUCUGGCGGAUUAAUUUAUAUUUUUUAACAGCUGACAACUUGGAGGAUGGAGUAAACAAAUGGCCGACAUCAUAAACCCGGAGAAUGAAGAAGAUCUUCAGGCUCAGAUCGAAGAGGUCGAGGCUUUGUCUUCCAUCUAUGGGGAUGAGUGGUGUGUUAUCGAUGAAGCAUCCAGAAUAUUUUGCAUCAAAAUAUCCAACGACUCAGAGGAGUCAAAGCUGACAGCAUGUUUGCAGAUAAUUCUCCCACUUGAUUAUCCAAGCGCGUCCCCCCCCAUCUACCAGAUCAAUGCAGCGUGGUUGCGAGGCUCCGAGAGGGCCAGAUUGGCAAACAGCCUGGAAGACCUCUAUGUGGAGCACGCGGGGGAGAGCAUCCUCUACAUGUGGGUGGAAAAAAUCCGAGAAUUCCUCGUGGAGAAAUCCCAGAGCUCAGAAACAGUGGAUCUACCUGGAAAGGUGAACAUGACGACUGAGGAGGAAGAGGACGAUGAUGAUGAAAACAUACCAGACUUCAGCACUUUCAGACUGAGCACAGAGAAUGCUCAUCUCUUCAUGGAGCAUGGAAACGAUGAAGAAAUACCUCCUAUAAAACACGGAAACACCAUCACCGACAGACGGAGUACCUUCCAGCCUCACUUAGCACCUGUGGUGACUCCCAGACAGGUGAAAAUGGUUCUGGAGAAACUUUAUGAAAACAAGAAGAUUGCUAGUGCCACUCAUAAUAUUUAUGCAUACAGGAUUUACUGCGAGGACAAGAACAGCUUCCUGCAGGACUGCGAAGACGACGGCGAGACAGCCGCGGGGGGGAGAUUGCUCCAUUUACUGCAGAUCCUGGACGUGCGCAAUGUCAUGGUGGUCGUGUCUCGAUGGUACGGAGGUAUUUUGUUGGGUCCUGACCGCUUCAAACACAUCAACAACUGUGCUAGAAACAUCCUGGUAGAGGAAGGAUACACUGCCUCCACGGAUGAGGCCAGCAAAUCAGGAGCGAAGACCAAAAGGCCGAAAAGCAAGAAAACGAAAUGAAUUCAAAAAGACAUUUACUCAACACGUCUCCAGAGUGCUGAGAGGAAAGGAUGAUUUUAGACGAUCGAGUGUCUUAAGAGAGAAAAACGUUGAUUUGUUGUAAUUAUAAUAACUCAAAAUAAUCAUCACGUUAAAAGGACUUUGUUAUUUUACGGAGGGCUUGUUUGAGCUUCUCGAGCUGAUAUCGCAUCAGAUUGCCUUGAAAUUAAAUGUUUACACACGUUUUCAAUAAAACAAUCCAACCCUGA
Molecule: messenger RNA, 1353 nt
Organism: Larimichthys crocea (large yellow croaker)
Lineage: Eukaryota; Metazoa; Chordata; Actinopteri; Sciaenidae
Gene: impact
Product: impact RWD domain protein
Exons: 11
Coding region: 143-1105 (320 amino acids)
Biological process (GO): GCN2-mediated signaling; regulation of translational initiation
Cellular component (GO): cytoplasm
Molecular function (GO): protein binding
Source: RefSeq, a predicted model, not a curated record